Strongylocentrotus purpuratus (purple sea urchin) is the source of this 2361-nucleotide messenger RNA. Its product is annotated as transmembrane protein 45B. The coding region runs from base 298 to 1149 and encodes 283 amino acids. The transcript has a single exon. Lineage: Eukaryota; Metazoa; Echinodermata; Echinoidea; Camarodonta; Strongylocentrotidae. The record is from RefSeq and is a predicted model, not a curated record.
GGACCAGAAACCGCCUCUAUAUCGCUGUAUGUAAACAGUAACUCUGAUCCCAUAAGAGCUGAGCAGUAAAGUGUGUUACGGUUAUUAAUAACUUCCGUCACAAGAGUUUGCAAAGUCUUCAGAUUGUCCACUGAUACAUAUAUGGAGAACAAAACUGUAAAGUUUAUGUUGAUAUUAGACUGAAUGCAAGCUAUAUUGCAUUCAAUUAAAACUAUUGUAUCGAAACACUCACUUGCGGUUCACGCGAGUUUGCAUCUCACGGCGUUGUGAUCACAGUGCGAGCAGACCUUUUGAAGGAUGGGUAGCUUUUUGGGGCAUGCUGCUAAUGGUGUUUUUUUCAUCGGGUACGCGAUAAUAUGGAUGAUACACCAUGCAUAUCUUCAGGCUUCGGCUAGUUUGCGUCAUGGUAAAACUUCUCAGUGUAAACACGCACGGCGUCUACCAAUCCUUGGAAUGGCGUUCAUGCUUGCUUGUUGCAUCGGACUCAUCGUCGGCGAAAAUGUUCACCCUGUUCUGAAAUGGCGAAUCGUCGACGAAUCCGGAAAUUGGGAGCCGUACGGUAACGUUUGGCUGCACUGCUCGAUGGCCAUGUUCUUUGGUUUAUAUUCUGUUGUUAACCUCUUAAAACACACGUGCCUACCCUCCGCCGCCAAGUUUGAAAUGCUAAUCGCAUCCCUGGCAUUUGGUGUCGAAGGAUUCAUAUUUGUUUGCCAUAUUGUCUUACCAGAUAAUAAGGCCAAGAAGGGAAUGGUUCCUCACGUUCUUCUUCUUAUCCCCAUAUUCGUGUGCUUCUUUGCGACAUUGUGUGAAGUGUUUACAAAGAAUCAUCUACUCGAACUCUCCUACAUCCGGACAGUUGCGAUCCUCCAGCAAGGAACCUGGUUCAUGCAGAUGGCCUGUAUCCUUUUCAAGAACCCUUGGGGUGAUGAAGCAAUAGAUCACGAAUAUGCUGCGGUGUUCUUCUCAUGGCACCUCUUCGUAAACAUCCUCCUUCUCAUCGUAGUAUACAAUGUGACUGCGUUGAUUGUUCGUCAGGGUCGGUCGUUGACGUCGGGAAAUGGCGCCUCAUAUUCGUUAUUGGAUAAAGAAAGAGACGAUGAUAUUGGAAUGGACGACCUAGAGGAAAAAUCAUCAUGUCUUCAAGCCUGACUUGACUCUGAUUCCAUGGACUUUAUUUAAUAUCACUAAUAUGAAUACCUGGAAAUCAUUAAGCUCUAUGAAAUGUGCCAUAAAGAUUCGCACUAUACCUGAAUAAAGAAAAGUUAAGUUAUUAGAAAAGUUUAAGUUAUUAUGCUAAAAAACUAUGGAAUGAAUUGCCGGUAGAAACUAACUGUAAACCAACUUACUUUGCUUUAAAAAGAAGUUUAUGAUAUUUGUGAUAUCAUGUUUGACUUUAGGUAACAAAAUAACUGAUUUAUUUUUCUUCUCUUUUUUAUUGUUCUCUUUUUUCUGUUCCUUUUCUUUGUUUUUCUUAAUUAGGGCCUGUUUGGAAUAUUUCUCGCCUUCUGACCAUAAUAUGUAUAUAUGAAUGUGUAUGUUUUAUUUACCUUUGUACAAUACUGUAUGUAAACCAUAUUAAUCUAAUGUAUGUUUCUAUGUAAAGUAAAAUUGUGAUUGCUUUUAUAUAUUCACGGCCAUUCUGAAGAACAGCCACAUGGCUGAAGUAUGCCACCGUGCUAAAAUAAAAUAAACGAAACGAAACGAACUUUCUAUGGUUUCCCAAAAGAGUCCCAUUAUAGGAAACAAUCGGAAAAUAUAGUAAUAAGCACUAGAUUCUUUCAUCUUCCUUUCUUUCGUCUUGUCCUCCUUGCUUUAAAUUACGCUUUCGUUUGACCAUAUUAUAUUAUUUUCGUACAUAGAUAAUUUUCGUAUUUUAGACUUAUGGAUUGUUACAUCAUAGGCCUAAUGUUCUUCUACAUUUUAUAAGUUUUGUGCAUUAUUAUACUUUAUCAAUAUCUUUAUUUAAAGUUCGUAGAAUUUGUAUCUUUUAGUGAUUGUGUAAAUGAAGUAGAACGUACUUUUUUGCUGGCCAUAUUUUUGUCAAUUGUAAUUUUGACAUUUUGCACUCAACUUAAAAAUUAUGAUUUUUGUUAACCUUAGUAAAAAAGAAAAUUGAGAACAAUCCUACAUGUUUGGAUUCUAAUUAAUGAAUUUGAAUUAGUGAAAAGCAAUUUGUUGGAAUUCGAUUCCCAUCCUGACGGUGAAAUUGAGCAUGAAUCCAAAUUUAUCUGUUUACAAAAAAAAACGGAUUUAUUUAUAUUUCUUUCUUUCAAGUAUUACAUUAGUUCCAGUCCGUUUUCUCACAAACAGUCUUCAUUUCAGGAGCAAUUCUUUUUAAAAAUAAAAUUAAAAUCAAUAAAA